Molecule: messenger RNA, 1058 nt
Organism: Archocentrus centrarchus (flier cichlid)
Lineage: Eukaryota; Metazoa; Chordata; Actinopteri; Cichliformes; Cichlidae
Gene: ucmab
Product: upper zone of growth plate and cartilage matrix associated b
Exons: 5
Coding region: 49-483 (144 amino acids)
Biological process (GO): regulation of osteoblast differentiation; embryonic skeletal system development
Cellular component (GO): extracellular matrix
Source: RefSeq, a predicted model, not a curated record
CUGCUUUCCUUCCCCACUCACAUCUCUCAGUAUUUCAGAGUUAAUAAGAUGUCCUGGACGUAUGCAACCCUCCUGGCUCUCCUCACUGUGCUUCUUGCACUUUCAUGUGAGUCUGAUGCAGGAGAAUGGUUUCCGCAGGCCAACUCUGCAGCUGUGCCCAGCAGCACAGGCAGUGCUAAAGACCCUCAAGGUCCACUGAAGAGGGUCUUCAUGAAGCAGGCCGAUGCCUCAAACUUCUUCAGAAGACGCACCAGACGGGGUGUGAAGUCCCAGGAUGAGCUUGAUGCUGAGCAGAGGCAGAUUUUGGCUGCAGAUGAACGAAAGAGAGAGUUUCACGAGGAGAAGAGGAAUGAGUUUGAGAGCUACUCUGAAGAGGACAAUGACGAGCAAAAUGAGAGGACCAGAGAGAGCACCGAGCAGUGGAGGGAGUUCCACUAUGAUGGGAUGCAUCCUGCCUACGAGUACAAUCGUCACUCCACCUAAAAGUGAGGAGCAAUAAGAGGAGAGAUGCGACAACUACAUGCAACAUAUUUUGUUUACUUUUUUCAAGUUUAACUAGAACAAAAAGUUUAAUCAUUUGAUUUAGAAAAUUGUUUUCAGAAAUGGUCUGACCAAAGUGCACAAAGAAAACGAGCAAACAAUCAGAUUUCAGGGGGAAGUGGAAUAAAAUAAACAGAAUAAAGUCAACAGAAUGAAAUAAACAGUCUAUCAUUACAUUAGACACAAUAUUUAUGUUUGGGGCCUGAAGGACUCCAUAACUAUCUCACUGAGUAUUUAUACAGUAAUCAAAGCAAUAAGAUAAAUCCCAGUCGACUUAUUAAGGAUUGGGGGGUGGGAGGUGGGGCUGCAUAAACAUCAAUAAAGAGGGAGAGCCUUUGGAUACUGUUUACUCACAGUUUACAGCUGGGAUCUUAUAGUUCUGUAAACAAUGUGGCCUCCUGGAUUCAUAGAUAUGCAGUGAUAUUUUUUAAGCGUAUAUGGUUUUAUUUACUGUAUGACAUAUAAACUGUAAACAUAUAAAAAAUAAAUAAAUAAAAAUAAGCAGCCACACAUGUAAA